Messenger RNA from Siniperca chuatsi (mandarin fish), 2593 nucleotides. It is a transcript of the gene clcnk, whose product is annotated as chloride channel K. Bases 320 to 2392 code for a protein of 690 amino acids. The record is from RefSeq and is a predicted model, not a curated record. Gene Ontology annotation, molecular function: voltage-gated chloride channel activity. Gene Ontology annotation, biological process: transmembrane transport; chloride transport. The transcript is spliced from 20 exons. NCBI's taxonomy places the organism in Eukaryota, Metazoa, Chordata, Actinopteri, Centrarchiformes, Sinipercidae. Gene Ontology annotation, cellular component: membrane.
GGUGGAUAAUAUCACCAAAAUCUGUUAAAAUGCUGAGUAGCAUGAAUAUGUCUUUAUCGCUCACACUACAUUUCUGCAAUCAAGACAGAUGAAGGGCACUUACCAAUGUUCCUCCAAAGAGUUAAUAUUAAUUACCUUUUCAACCAUGACUGCUCACUUCUGCUCACCACUUCCACAUCACUACCUUAACAGAGGUCAGUGGUGGUACCAACACACCUACACUGCACACACAUAUAACCAUUCGGACAGAUAUAACACUACGCAACUAAAAGACUGAAUUAAUCACACAAUCACAUUCAAAUCAACAUUUCAAGACAACAUGAUUAGCCUGGAUGAGGCUCCUGGGAGUCAAACCGUCAGAGAGAACAACAUCUGGGAGCGAGAAAAUCAAUCAGAGACAUCCCAUAAUAAGAGUCUGCUCCUUGCUGAUACAUGGAAACCAUGCAGACGGACCCGCGCAAUUGUCAAAGAGUGGCUGUUGAAGCUGAGGUGUUGUUUGGCAGCAGUGUGUGGGAUGGAGUGGUAUUGCUAUGCUGCUCUUGGCAUUUUGACUGCCAUCCUCAGCUUCCUCAUGGACCUGAGCGUAAUAAAGCUGCUGAGAGCUCACCAGUGGCUUUAUAUGAAGCUGGAGGGCAACAGUCUGCUGCAGUUCUUCUGCUGGACUCUUUACCCAGCAUGCCUCUGUGCUGUCGCAUCAUCGUUCUCCCAUAACAUCUGUCCCUUCUCCACAGGCUCUGGGGUUCCAGAGGUGAGAACCAUGCUGGCCGGUAUUGAAAUGCCUCAUUACUUGUCUGUCACUAACAUGUUUACCAAGUUCCUGGGUCUUAUCUGUACACUGGCAGCAGGCAGCACUGUUUUCUUGGGCAAAGUGGGUCCAUUUGUGCAUCUUUCCACCAUGGUUGGAGCCUACCUGAGCAACCUCUGCACUCUUGUAAAAGCCAAUAAGAAGGAAAAAGCUGCUGGAGAAAUGCUGGUUGUAGCUGCUGCAGUUGGGGUAGCCAGCUGCUUCGGAGCUCCCAUCAGCGGUGUGUUGUUCAGUGUGGAAGUGAUGCAUUCUCACUUUGCUCUGAGACAUUACUGCCCAUGUUUCUUCUCAGCCACCUGCGGGGCGUUGACCUUCCGCCUGUUCUCAGUGUGGAGUGGAGAUAGAGAGACUCUUCAGGCGUUGUUCAAAACUAAUUUCCCCACUGCUUUACCGUUCUACCCGCUGGAGAUUCUGCUCUUUGCUUUCCUGGGGCUGCUGUGCGGAGCUGUGAGCUGCUGCUAUCUCUUCUGCCAUCGGUGGAUCCUGCAAUUCUCCAAAACAAACCCGAUCUUCAACAAAAUGCUGACGACAGAGAAGGGUCUAUACUCAGGCAUGGUGGCCUUCCUCCUGGCAUCUCUGACUUUUCCCCAGUGUGCUGGUCAAUAUAUGGCUUCUAAGCACACCAUGAAGCAGCUCCUCACCUCCUUACUGGAUAGCAGGCAGUGGAGCUCUCAAUCCCACAAUGCCUCGGUUCAACUGGGGCCUGAGCCUUUGUUGGAGUGGAGCUCAUCAGGGAGUCCUGUCUACCUUUCUUUGGCUGUCUUUCUGCUCAUGAAGAUGUGGAUGUUGGUCCUCGCCUGCACUCUGCCUCUGCCAGCUGGAUACGUCAUGCCAGUGUUUAUUUACGGGGCAGCUUUGGGCCGUUUGCUUGGAGAGGGAGUAGCUUAUGUGUCUUCCUCUGGAGUGACUUCAGGCCAGCAGUGGGUUUCUAUAAAUCCCGGGGGCUACGCACUUGCUGGUGCAGCAGCCUUCACCGGGGCUGUGACACACACCUUGUCCCCAACUAUUAUGGCUAUAGAGUUAACUGGCCAGUUCAGCCAUGCUAUACCCAUCCUCGUUGCCACUCUGCUGGCUAAUGCCCUGGCUCGCUCUGGGCAACGCCAAUCUUUCUAUGAUGCAGUCUCUAUCAGCAAGAGGCUUCCACACCUGCCCUCUCUGAUGAAGGCAUGCUCCCAGCUUCCUUCCACACCAGUCGGACAGGUUUUGGGAGUGAAAUCACAGCAGCUUCAGAAAGCAGCUGGGCCAGUGGAAGUUCAACAUGUUGUCAACACCAGCACUGAAACACAAAUCCCUGUGGUGGACUCACAUGAGUCACAGAUUUUGCUGGGGUUUGUUCUCCGAUCAGAGCUGCUGAUGUUCCUGCGUCACUGUAAGACCGAGACUCUGGAGAAACAUCUGGAUGAAGUCUGCUGCAUUUACCCAAACUCUGUCCUGUUAUCACCUCACAACACUGUUCAGGAGGCCCACAGUAUCCUGAGUCUGGUUGGAGCCCAGACCUUGUUUGUCACAGACAGGGGAAGGCUGGUCGGGCUCAUCACAUGGCCAGAGAUGAAGAGAAUAUUAGAGGACUUGGCCAAAGAAAUCUAAGCUGCAACACACAAGAAAUAAGCACAUCCCUUGACCUUUUUUUAAGCACGAACGUGAAUCCAUCUCUGUCUGAUUAGCUAUAACACAAGCCUGGCACUAAUAAUGAUAUCACUUCUUCAUUCGCCAAGCAUAGCAAUAUUUUAUUAUACACAAACAAAACUGUCAUUAGCUGGAGACUCCUAUGAUAAACAUUUGUCAAAG